AUGUCGGCGUUGAUUUUGUCGGUCUUCAUUUUGCUAUUUGCCGAAGCCUAUACGCUUUUCCUAUUAAAGCCUUACGAUGCCCGUUUGGUGUCCUUCAUUUCGCUGAGCGACGGAGUCUGGGAUGUCAGCAAAGUGCGUCUCAUAGGCCGUGACCGCAAGAUGAAUGGAACAAUCAGCUUACUGGAAGACAUGGACGAUGAUCAAUAUUCAUUCUACGCCGAGGCAUACGUCGAUACGAGUGGCAGUGGCAUCUACAAGAAGCUUCCCUACUCGAUGCCCAUGACGCCCGCCUGCAAGGGAUUCAAGAUGUAUCUGCCGUACUUUGCGGACAGUGCCAAGGUCGGAGUGAACAUCGAUUUUCCCGUCGAUGGACCGCCAUGUCCGUUACCAAAGGGCACGUAUUAUCUAAAGGACAUUCUUCUCAACACGUCCAAGUGGCCGUCUGUAAUGCCGCGGGGUUACAUGAAGGGAGUAUCGUAUUUCUUCAAGAAUGGCAAAAGUGCAGGAGUCCUUGAAGUAACUACCCAUGUGGUGGAUCGAGAUUAGCCCUAAAGACAGGACAGGAAUCGUACGAUCAGUCGGCAGAUCUCGCACCUUUUCCAUAUACUAUUUGGAUCUCUCCUAAUCACCUGAAAUCCAAACGAUUGUUAAAUCUCUAAUAGAUCUACUUGAACCAUGUUUCAAUACAGAAUU
This is a messenger RNA of Drosophila persimilis, 693 nucleotides long. RefSeq lists its product as uncharacterized. The record is from RefSeq and is a predicted model, not a curated record. Lineage: Eukaryota; Metazoa; Arthropoda; Insecta; Diptera; Drosophilidae. The transcript is spliced from 2 exons. Bases 1 to 546 code for a protein of 181 amino acids.